GCGCUGUACAAGUGUAAUUUGUUGUUAUGUUGAGGAUACAGUAAUGAUUUGUGUUGUUAUUUUGCAGUGUCUAAGAUCCACUCUUGUCCUGGCGGUGUUUUCCUCAGCAAUUGGAGGUUCGUUCCAAUAUGGCUAUAAUGUUUCCAUCAUCAAUGCUCCCACUAUGCACAUACAGGAAUUCAUCAACAAGACAUGGGAUGUUCGGCAUGGCAGUCAACUCAAUCAGAAUCUGUUGACCCUUCUGUGGUCGAUAAUCGUUUCCAUUUUAACCUUGGGGGGUUUCCUGGGCACGUGGGCAGGAGGACCACUGGCAAUCCGAUAUGGUCGGAAAGGAGCCCUUUUAAUCAACAACGUCUUUGCUCUGACUGGAGCUGCUUUGAUGGGUGCGAGCUACUCCGCUGGGAUGUUUGAGCUUCUGAUAGUUGGUCGGUUUCUUGUGGGGCUGAACCUAGGGAUCGGUAUCUGCGUUCAGCCUCUGUACCUAGCGGAGAUCUCUCCCAAGCGUCUGAGAGGGGCAAUAAGCAUGGGGACUUCAGUGUUCUUAACUGUAGGAAUUCUAAGUGGGCAGGUGAUCGGACUCAGGGAAUUACUGGGUAAGGAAGAGGAUUGGCCUGUCCUGCUCUCCACCACUUGCAUUCCUGCCAUUCUCCAGCUCCUACUGUUACCCUGGUUUCCAGAGAGCCCGAGGUACCUGCUCAUAGACAGGCAACAGGAGGAGGCGUGUGAUCGUGCGCUCAAGAUGUUGCAUGAUCCCAGUGACUACCUGAGUGAGAAGGAGGACAUGGAGAAGGAACAGGCGGAAACACAAGGCGAGAAGCCAAGGCAGGCAAGGGAGGUUCUUGCUGAUCGCUCAAUCCGCUGGCAACUGAUUACCAGCAUCGUACUGAACAUGGGCCAGCAACUCAGUGGUAUCAAUGCUAUUUACUUCUAUGCCACCUAUGUGUUUAAGCAAGCUGGCAUUGCACAAGAGUAUAUCCCUUAUGCUGCCCUGGGAUCUGGGGCAUGUGAGUGUCUCACUGCUUUAUCUUGUGGUCUCUUGAUUGAAUACCUCGGAAGACGAGUACUUAUUCUUGGUGGUUAUUUGUUGAUGGCCAUGUGGUGCAUUGUGAUAACCAUCACACUAUCCGUUCAGACGACCUAUUUCUGGAUCCCUUAUCUGAGCAUGGCCUGUGUGUCAGCAUUUAUUUUGAGUUUCGGUCUCGGGCCAGGUGGGGUGACCAACAUACUGACAGCUGAACUCUUCACUCAGUCCACAAGGCCAGCUGCCAGCAUGAUCAGCGGUUCGAUGGGCUGGCUCAGCUUCUUCUUUAUCGGAAUCAUUUUUCCCUUCAUUGUGGAGAGACUCCAGCAGUUCUGUUUCCUCGUUUUCCUGGUCGAGUGCUUGCUGAUGGUCUGCUACAUAUUCUACAUUAUUCCCGAAACCAAAAACAAGAGCUUCCUGGAAAUCAAGAAAGACUUUCAAACCAGGAAUUUCAAGGAAGCAAGUGGGAUCGGAAAGGCUUGAAGAGACAAAUAGAGACAACCUGAAAAAAACUUGUUACCAGGUUUCUGAAGGGCUAAGGAGCUUCUGAAUUCACCGUAAGGCAGUAACCACUUGGUGACCAGACUCUUACGACAAAGUUCUGGUGAAUAUUUUGCAUGUCGCUGGUCACUUUGAUGGUUAUGAGCUUCCAGUUUAGUGUAAACUGGGAAUGUUGAAGACAGGUAGGUAUCUGUAUUAAAUAUUAUGAUUUGUUUGCGUUUAAAUCUCAUUCUGCUUCAAAGACCAUUUUUGACCACUGGGGAUGGGGAGGACUCUUAAGACUUGUAAGACCUUAGAAAGGGAGAGUGCAGGAAAGUUCCUGUUGACAAGUGACAACUCAGGAUUUUUUCACAAUCAUCCACCAAAUUGUUACCCAACAGUACUAAAGGCUCAUCAGAGGCUAAGCCUCUAUCCUGUUUCUAUUGCCGAUAAUAACAGAAUCCCAAAGCUAUGACUGUCAAUAAAAUUCAAUAUCCAGUUGUGUGUGUGUGUGCAACGUU
Molecule: messenger RNA, 2022 nt
Organism: Callorhinchus milii (elephant shark)
Lineage: Eukaryota; Metazoa; Chordata; Chondrichthyes; Chimaeriformes; Callorhinchidae
Gene: slc2a11b
Product: solute carrier family 2 member 11b
Exons: 11
Coding region: 44-1504 (486 amino acids)
Biological process (GO): monosaccharide transmembrane transport
Cellular component (GO): membrane
Molecular function (GO): hexose transmembrane transporter activity
Source: RefSeq, a predicted model, not a curated record